Molecule: messenger RNA, 2289 nt
Organism: Schizosaccharomyces osmophilus
Lineage: Eukaryota; Fungi; Ascomycota; Schizosaccharomycetes; Schizosaccharomycetales; Schizosaccharomycetaceae
Gene: nnk1
Product: serine/threonine protein kinase Nnk1
Exons: 1
Coding region: 1-2289 (762 amino acids)
Biological process (GO): protein phosphorylation
Molecular function (GO): protein kinase activity; ATP binding
Source: RefSeq, a predicted model, not a curated record
AUGUCGGGAGACAAACCUUUGUCUGGCUUGGGGAAUCAGGGAAGCGUUCCCGAAGGUACGGAUGCUGAAACGAUAUUAAGAAGUCGAAAUCAAUCUACCACUCCCGUACCUUCCCCGUUGCGAAAAGGAUUUUCAAAAAUUAAACAUAAUAUUUUGAGCCGAAAAAACUCUGGUCAAUUGAGACCCGGCUCGGUUGAUAGACAAACUCCACAAGAAACUCGCUAUGGCCCCACGAACGAUUCUAUGGCUCAUGUUCCUGAUACUCCCCGUGAGUCUCCUCCUCUUCGAGAAUCAGACGCUCAUCAACGAACCGAGACUCCCGCCCGACCGGUCCCUAUCCAUCCGAACUCUUCUGGAGGCCCUCAACACCAUUCUGGAGUGAAGUCUUUGUUUGAAAAGGCUAUACAUCCUUCUCGUGGAAAGUCUUCGCAAAGCCCCUCAAAAGGUAUUGGCUCAUUCAUUAAUCAGCAUAUUUUACAUAAGCACCCUUCCUCCGAUGCUUCUCCUCCCGAUCAGAAACCUUCCCAAGGUAUUCAAAAAAGUAAUUCUCACCAUUAUUUGCAAUCCGACAAAACCAAACCCAGCGCUGUCUCGAAACCUCAUGACGUCCCCAAACGCGCCAGUUCUGCCAUCCAUCCCAAAGCGUCUCGAUCACCACCUGGAAUUGCUGAUAAUGAUGCGAAUAGGGUCUCGCGCUCUUCCGAGUUUCCCACUUCUUCUAAACCCAUGGACAUUCGUUCGAAUGGUAAAAAUAAACCGCGUGCUGGUGGAUUCUUUGACACUCCCCUCCAUGCUUCCCCUACCUCUGGCUCACCUGCCAGCACUCCUCAUUCUUCAAAAAGCCCCUCUCAAUCCUCCGUUACUUCCAACGGUUUUCGCCCGGGUCCUGGAAAACCGCUAGUCCCCCGACAAAGGAACCCUUACCUCAAUACUUCUUACGAAUCUUGGCCUCAUUCUCCCGAGUAUGACUGCUAUACUUAUGCUGUUAGUGGCAGCCUAAACAUGACCCCACAAGGAACAGGUUUCGAAUGUAUCAAUCCCGCCAAUCCUUUUAGCCCUGGAUACAAGAAACAAGAUACUUCUUCCCAAACCAAUGCAAAUGGGGCUUCUGGAAACCAACCUUCUUCAGAAGGUGCUGGCACAAAUCAGGGAUCAGAUUAUCAACUUGUGAAACCAAAAAACAUUGAACAAGUACCUAGAAAGUUAAGACCUACCUAUGUCCCGCCUUACGCCAAGCGUGUCGUUCCUCGGUUGAGCUCGAAAUACGUUUUACUUGAAGAAACUAAAGAUCUCGGAAGUGGUGCUACUGCGGUUAUCCGCUGCGUCAGCUUGAAAAAUCCGAAAGAGAAUGAAAAGAAAUUGAGGUUUGCAAUUAAAGCUUACCGUCGAAAGGCUGAUGAUGAAUCAGAAAGCUUCUACAUCUCAAAAUUAACAUCUGAGUGGCUUGUGCAAUGUAGAAUGGAGCAUCCGAACGUUGUGAAAGCUUACGAUCUAUGUUUAGAUUCUCAUAUAUUCCCUCUCUAUAGUGACACUUGGUGCAUAAUAAUGGACUUUUGUCCUAAGGGUGAUUUGCUUAGUUUAAUUAGUAACCGUCAUGACCGGCUCACUCGAAGGGAUUUUGAGUGCAUGGUUAAGCAGAUUUUACGAGGAGUUGCUUACAUUCAUUCUCAGGGUAUAGCGCAUCGAGAUUUAAAGCCUGAAAAUAUCUUAAUUACUAGCAACGGAGCUCUACGUAUUACAGAUUUUGGAGCUUGUGAUGUUCUAUGUGAUCCUGGCAAUACAGAAAAGCUUCCAUCAGCUUUGUCUCAAAGUAAUGGUGUAUUUGGAAGCGAUCCAUUUAUGGCACCUGAAAUUUUAACUCCUGGAUCUUAUAACGCCUUUUAUGCGGAUAUGUGGUCGUGCGCGAUUGUUAUCCAUACUAUCUACUUCCGCACAUAUCCAUUUCGAAAAGCCGUAACGACUGAUCAGCUUUAUAAUAAGUAUUUAAAGGCUUGGCGUGAGUAUAAUCUUAUGUGCGAUGUUCAAAAUAUCAGGGUUUCCAAGACUCUACCAUAUUUGAAACCCGUUUGCGAUUUGCCUGAGCCUAUGCAGCGUCUCUUCUUUUGUUUAGCUAAUCCUGUAUCGGAAGAAAGAAUGUUGGCUUUGGAGGCGUUGAGUAUGGACUAUGUACAAAACAUUGAAUGCUGUUGUUGUGACGAGCAUGAGGUGACCACGCAUGAGCCUGAACCAUGCUUGAAAUGGAACGAUCCUCCAAUGUGUGAAACCUCCAACCAUCAUUAUCAUGGCUAA